AUGAGCACUGACGUGGCCUCCAGCACACCCACGUCCACAUCCACCAUGGCCAGCACCGAAAUCUCCACUUCUGCCACAACAGACAUGACCACGGCCACCACCACCCCUGAGCCUACGACCACUGUGGAGACAACCUCACCGACCACUGCCGUGCCAACAUCCACCCUUGCCACCUCGUCAGCAGCCUCCAGCCCUGACACAACCACACCCGAGCGCACCACCAGCACGGCCAGCACGGCUUCCACAACUUGGGCACCCUCCACCAACACCCCUGAGCUCAGCUCCACCCUCACCACAGAAUUCUCCACCACCCCUGAGCCCACCACCACUGCCACAUCUAUGCCCACACCAGACAGCACGCCCUCGACCACUGGCGCACCCUCCAGCACACCCAUGCCCUCAUCCACCACGGCCAGCACUGAAAGCUCCACUUCAGCCACCAUGGCCACCACCACCAUGGCUGCUACUACUCCUUCGCCUACCCCAACUGUGGACACAAGCUCACCAACCACUGCCGUACCAACGUCCACCCCUGCCACCUCGUCGCCAGAGACCAGCCCUGUCACCACCACACCUGAGACAACGACCAGCCUGGCCAACACAGCUUCUACGACUAGCUCUGUUGUGAUCACCACACUCACCACAGAAAUCUCCACCACCCCUGAACCCACCACCACUGCCACCUCCACGCCCACGCCAGAAAGCACUCCCAUGAGCACUGACGUGGCCUCCAGCACACCCACGUCCACAUCCACCAUGCCCAGCACCGAAAUCUCCACUUCUGCCACAACAGACAUGACCACGGCCACCACCACCCCUGAACCUACGACCGCUGUGGAGACAACCAAACCGACCACUGCCGUGCCAACAUCCACCCUUGCCACCUCGUCAGCAGCCUCCAGCCCUGACACAACCACACCCGAGCGCACCACCAGCACGGCCAGCACGGCUUCCACAACUUGGGCACCCUCCACCAACACCCCUGAGCUCAGCUCCACACUCACCACAGAAGUCUCCACCACCCCUGAGCCCACCACCACUGCUACAUCUAUGUCAAUACCAAACAGCACGCCCUCGACCACUGGCGCACCCUCCAGCACACCCAUGCCCUCAUCCACCACGGCCAGCACUGAAAGCUCCACUUCAGCCACCAUGGCCACCACCACCAUGGCUGCUACUACUCCUUCGCCUACCCCAACUGUGGACACAAGCUCACCAACCACUGCCGUGCCAACGUCCACCCCUGCCACCUCGUCGCCAGAGACCAGCCAUGUCACCACCACACCUGAGACAACGACCAGCCUGGCCAACACAGCUUCUACGACUAGCUCUGUUGUGAUCACCACACUCACCACAGAAAUCUCCACCACCCCUGAACCCACCACCACUGCCACCUCCACGCCCACGCCAGAAAGCACUCCCAUGAGCACUGACGUGGCCUCCAGCACACCCACGUCCACAUCCACCAUGCCCAGCACCGAAAUCUCCACUUCUGCCACAACAGACAUGACCACGGCCACCACCACCCCUGAACCUACGACCGCUGUGGAGACAACCAAACCGACCACUGCCGUGCCAACAUCCACCCUUGCCACCUCGUCAGCAGCCUCCAGCCCUGACACAACCACACCCGAGCGCACCACCAGCACGGCCAGCACGGCUUCCACAACUUGGGCACCCUCCACCAACACCCCUGAGCUCAGCUCCACACUCACCACAGAAGUCUCCACCACCCCUGAGCCCACCACCACUGCCACAUCUAUGUCCACACCAGACAACAUGCCCUCAACCACUGGCGCACCCUCCAGCACACCCAUGCCCUCAUCUACCACGGCCAGCACUGAAAGCUCCACUUCAGCCACCAUGGCCACCACCACUAUGGCUGCUACUACUCCUUCGCCUACCCCAACUGUGGACACAAGCUCACCAACCACUGCCGUGCCAACGUCCACCCCUGCCACCUCGUCGCCAGAGACCAGCCCUGUCACCAUCACACCUGAGACAACGACCAGCCUGGCCAGCACAGCUUCUACGACUAGCUCUGUUGUGAUCACCACACUCACCACAGAAAUCUCCACCACCCCUGAACCCACCACCACUGCCACCUCCACGCCCACGCCAGAAAGCACUCCCAUGAGCACUGACGUGGCCUCCAGCACACCCACGUCCACAUCCACCAUGGCCAGCACCGAAAUCUCCACUUCUGCCACAACAGACAUGACCACGGCCACCACCACCCCUGAACCUACGACCGCUGUGGAGACAACCAAACCGACCACUGCCGUGCCAACAUCCACCCUUGCCACCUCGUCAGCAGCCUCCAGCCCUGACACAACCACACCCGAGCGCACGACCAGCACGGCCAGCACGGCUUCCACAACUUGGGCACCCUCCACCAACACCCCUGAGCUCAGCUCCACACUCACUACAGAAGUCUCCACCACCCUUGAGCCCACCACCACUGAAACAUCUAUGUCCACACCAGACAACAUGCCCUCGACCACUGGCGCACCCUCCAGCACACCCAUGCCCUCAUCCACCACGGCCAGCACUGAAAGCUCCACUUCAGCCACCAUGGCCACCACCACCAUGGCUGCUACUACUCCUUCGCCUACCCCAACUGUGGACACAAGCUCACCAACCACUGCCGUGCCAACGUCCACCCCUGCCACCUCGUCGCCAGAGACCAGCCAUGUCACCACCACACCUGAGACAACGACCAGCCUGGCCAGCACAGCUUCUACGACUAGCUCUGUUGUGAUCACCACACUCACCACAGAAAUCUCCACCACCCCUGAACCCACCACCACUGCCACCUCCACGCCCACGCCAGAAAGCACUCCCAUGAGCACUGACGUGGCCUCCAGCACACCCACGUCCACAGCCACCAUGCCCAGCACCGAAAUCUCCACUUCUGCCACAACAGACAUGACCACGGCCACCACCACCCCUAAACCUACAACCGCUGUGGAGACAACAAAACCGACCACUGCCGUGCCAACAUCCACCCUUGCCACCUCGUCAGCAGCCUCCAGCCCUGACACAACCACACCCGAGCGCACCACCAGCACGGCCAGCACGGCUUCCACAACUUGGGCACCCUCCACCAACACCCCUGAGCUCAGCUCCACCCUCACCACAGAAUUCUCCAACACCCCUGAGCCCACCACCACUGCUACAUCUAUCACUGAAAGCUCCACUUCAGCCACCAUGGCCACCACAAUUGCCACCACAACUCCUCCUUCAACGACAACUCUUGACACCUCCUCUCCAACCACUGCCGUGCCAACGUCCACCCCUGCCACCUCGUCGCCAGAGACCAGCUCUGUCACCACCACACCUGAGACAACGACCAGCCUGGCCAGCACAGCUUCUACGACCAGCUCUGUUGUGAUCACCACACUCACCACAGAAAUCUCCACCACCCCUGAACCCACCACCACUGCCACCUCGUCGCCCACGCCAGAAAGCACUCCCAUGAGCACUGACGUGGCCUCCAGCACACCCACGUCCACAUCCACCAUGCCCAGCACCGAAAUCUCCACUUCUGCCACAACAGACAUGACCACGGCCACCACCACCCCUGAACCUACGACCGCUGUGGAGACAACCAAACCGACCACUGCCGUGCCAACAUCCACCCUUGCCACCUCGUCAGCAGCCUCCAGCCCUGACACAACCACACCCGAGCGCACCACCAGCACGGCCAGCACGGCUUCCACAACUUGGGCACCCUCCACCAACACCCCUGAGCUCAGCUCCACACUCACCACAGAAGUCUCCACCACCCCUGAGCCCACCACCACUGCCACAUCUAUGUCCACACCAGACAACAUGCCCUCGACCACUGGCGCACCCUCCAGCACACCCAUGCCCUCAUCCACCACGGCCAGCACUGAAAGCUCCACUUCAGCCACCAUGGCCACCACCACCAUGGCUGCUACUACUCCUUUGCCUACCCCAACUGUGGACACAAGCUCACCAACCACUGCCGUACCAACGUCCACCCCUGCCACCUCGUCGUCAGAGACCAGCCCUGUCACCACCACACCUGAGACAACGACCAGCCUGGCCAACACAGCUUCUACGACUAGCUCUGUUGUGAUCACCACACUCACCACAGAAAUCUCCACCACCCCUGAACCCACCACCACUGCCACCUCCACGCCCACGCCAGAAAGCACUCCCAUGAGCACUGACGUGGCCUCCAGCACACCCACGUCCACAUCCACCAUGGCCAGCACCGAAAUCUCCACUUCUGCCACAACAGACAUGACCACGGCCACCACCACCCCUGAACCUACGACCGCUGUGGAGACAACCAAACCGACCACUGCCGUGCCAACAUCCACCCUUGCCACCUCGUCAGCAGCCUCCAGCCCUGACACAACCACACCCGAGUGCACCACCAGCACGGCCAGCACGGCUUCCACAACUUGGGCACCCUCCACCAACACCCCUGAGCUCAGCUCCACACUCACUACAGAAGUCUCCACCACCCCUGAGCCCACCACCACUGAAACAUCUAUGUCCACACCAGACAGCACGCCCUCGACCACUGGCGCACCCUCCAGCACACCCAUGCCCUCAUCCACCACGGCCAGCACUGAAAGCUCCACUUCAGCCACCAUGGCCACCACCACCAUGGCUGCUACUACUCCUUCGCCUACCCCAACUGUGGACACAAGCUCACCAACCACGGCCGUGCCAACGUCCACCCCUGCCACCUCGUCGCCAGAGACCAGCCCUGUCACCACCACACCCGAGACAACGACCAGCCUGGCCAGCACAGCUUCUACGACUAGGGAAUCCUCCACCGCUAGCUCUGUUGUGAGCAGCACACUCACCACAGAAAUCUCCACCACCCCUGAACCCACCACCACUGCCACCUCCACGCCCACGCCAGAAAGCACUCCCAUGAGCACUGACGUGGCCUCCAGCACACCCACGUCCACAUCCACCAUGGCCAGCACCGAAAUCUCCACUUCUGCCACAACAGACAUGACCACGGCCACCACCACCCCUGAACCUACAACCGCUGUGGAGACAACCAAACCGACCACUGCCGUGCCAACAUCCACCCUUGCCACCUCGUCAGCAGCCUCCAGCCCUGACACAACCACACCCGAGCGCACCACCAGCACGGCCAGCACGGCUUCCACAACUUGGGCACCCUCCACCAACACCCCUGAGCUCAGCUCCACCCUCACCACUGAAAUCUCCACCACCCCUGAGCCCACCACCACUGCCACAUCUACGGCCACACCAGAAAACACGCCCUCAACCACUGGCGCACCCUCCAGCACACCCAUCGUCACAUCAACCACAGCCAGCACUGAAAGCUCCACUUCAGCCACCAUGGCCACCACCACCAUGGCUGCUACUACUCCUUCGCCUACCCCAACUGUGGACACCUCCUCGCCAACCACGGCCGUGCCAACGUCCACCCCUGCCACCUCGUCGCCAGAGACCAGCCCUGUCACCACCACACCCGAGACAACGACCAGCCUGGCCAGCACAGCUUCUACGAUUAGCUCUGUUGAGAUCACCACACUCACCACAGAAAGCACCACCCCUGAACCCACCACCACUGCCACCUCCACGCCCACGCCAGAAAGCACUCCCAUGAGCACUGACGUGGCCUCCAGCACACCCACAUCCACAUCCACCAUGCCCAGCACCGAAAUCUCCACUUCUGCCACAACAGACAUGACCACGGCCACCACCACCCCUGAACCUACGACCGCUGUGGAGACAACCAAACCGACCACUACCGUGCCAACAUCCACCCUUGCCACCUCGUCAGCAGCCUCCAGCCCUGACACAACCACACCCGAGCGCACCACCAGCACGGCCAGCACGGCUUCCACAACUUGGGCACCCUUCACCAACACCCCUGAGCUCAGCUCCACACUCACCACUGAAAUCUCCACCACCCCUGAGCCCACCACCACUGCCACAUCUAUGCCCACACCAGAAAACACGCCCUCAACCACUGGCGCACCCUCCAGCACACCCAUGCCCUCAUCCACCACGGCCAGCACUGAAAGCUCCACUUCAGCCACCAUGGCCACCACCACCAUGGCUGCUACUACUCCUUCGCCAACCCCAACUGUGGACACAAGCUCACCAACCACGGCUGUGCCAACGUCCACCCCUGCCACCUCGUCGCCAGAGACUAGCCCUGUCACCACCACACCUGAGACAAUGACCAGCCUGGCUAGCACAGCUUCUACGACUAGCUCUGUUGUGAUCACCACACUCACCACAGAAAUCUCCACCACCCCUGAACCCACCACCACUGCCACCUCCACGCCCACGCCAGAAAGCACUCCCAUGAGCACUGACGUGGCCUCCAGCACACCCACGUCCACAUCCACCAUGGCCAGCACUGAAAUCUCCACUUCUGCCACAACAGACAUGACCACGGCCACCACCACCCCUGAACCUACGACCGCUGUGGAGACAACCAAACCGACCACUGCCGUGCCAACAUCCACCCUUGCCACCUCGUCAGCAGCCUCCAGCCCUGACACAACCACACCCGAGCGCACCAUCAGCACGGCCAGCACGGCUUCCACAACUUGGGCACCCUUCACCAACACCCCUGAGCUCAGCUCCACACUCACCACUGAAAUCUCCACCACCCUUGAGCCCACCACCACUGAAACAUCUAUGUCCACACCAGAAAGCACGCCCUCGACCACUGGCGCACCCUCCAGCACACCCAACGUCACAUCCACCACGGCCAGCACUGAAAGCUCCACUUCUGACACCACUGCCACCACAAUGGCCACCACCACUCCUCCUUCCACGACAACUCUUGACACCUCCUCGCCAACCACUGCCGUGCCAACGUCCACCCCUGCCACCUCGUCGCCAGAGACCAGCCCUGUCACCACCACACCUGAGACAACGGCCAGCCUGGCCAGCACAGCUUCUACGACCAGCUCUGUUGUGAUCACCACACUCACCACAGAAAUCUCCACCACCCCUGAACCCACCACCAUUGCCACCUCCACGCCCACGGCAGAAAGCACUCCCAUGAGCACUGACGUGGCCUCCAGCACACCCACAUCCACAUCCACCAUGGCCAGCACUGAAAGCUCCACUUCAGCCACCAUGGCCACCACCACCAUGGCUGCUACUACUCCUUCGCCAACCCCAACUGUGGACACAAGCUCACCAACCACGGCUGUGCCAACGUCCACCCCUGCCACCUCGUCGCCAGAGACUAGUCCUGUCACCACCACACCCGAGACAAUGACCAGCCUGGCCAGCACAGCUUCUACGACUAGCUCUGUUGUGAUCACCACACUCACCACAGAAAUCUCCACCACCCCUGAACCCACCACCACUGCCACCUCCACGCCCACGCCAGAAAGCACUCCCAUGAGCACUGACGUGGCCUCCAGCACACCCACGUCCACAUCCACCAUGGCCAGCACUGAAAUCUCCACUUCUGCCACAACAGACAUGACCACGGCCACCACCACCCCUGAACCUACGACCGCUGUGGAGACAACCAAACCGACCACUGCCGUGCCAACAUCCACCCUUGCCACCUCGUCAGCAGCCUCCAGCCCUGACACAACCACACCCGAGCGCACCACCAGCACGGCCAGCACGGCUUCCACAACUUGGGCACCCUCCACCAACACCCCUGAGCUCAGCUCCACCCUCACCAUUGAAGUCUCCACCACCCCUGAGCCCACCACCACUGAAACAUCUAUGUCCACACCAGACAGCACGCCCUCGACCACUGGCGCACCCUCCAGCACACCCAUCGUCACAUCAACCACAGCCAGCACUGAAAGCUCCACUUCUGACACCAUGGCCACCACAAUGGCCACCACCACUCCUCCUUCCACGACAACUCUUGACACCUCCUCGCCAACCACGGCCGUGCCAACGUCCACCCCUGCCACCUCGUCGCCAGAGACCAGCCCUGUCACCACCACACCUGAGACAACGACCAGCCUGGCCAGCACAGCUUCUACGAUUAGCUCUGUUGUGAUCACCACACUCACCACAGAAAUCUCCACCACCCCUGAGCCCACCACCCCUGAAACAUCUAUGUCCACACUUGAAAGCACGCCCUCGACCACUGGCACACCCUCCAGCACACCCUUCGUCACAUCAACCACGGCCAGCACUGAAAGCUCCACUUCUGACACCACUGCCACCACAAUGGCCACCACCACUCCUCCUUCCACGACAACUCUUGACACCUCCUCGCCAACCACUGCCGUGCCAACGUCCACCCCUGCCACCUCGUCGCCAGAGACCAGCCCUGUCACCACCACACCUGAGACAACGGCCAGCCUGGCCAGCACAGCUUCUACGACCAGCUCUGUUGUGAUCACCACACUCACCACAGAAAUCUCCACCACCCCUGAACCCACCACCAUUGCCACCUCCACGCCCACGGCAGAAAGCACUCCCAUGAGCACUGACGUGGCCUCCAGCACACCCACAUCCACAUCCACCAUGCCCAGCACCGAAAUCUCCACUUCUGCCACAACAGACAUGACCACGGCCACCACCACCCCUGAACCUACGACCGCUGUGGAGACAACCAAACCGACCACUGCCGUGCCAACAUCCACCCUUGCCACCUCGUCAGCAGCCUCCAGCCCUGACACAACCACACCCGAGCGCACCACCAGCACGGCCAGCACGGCUUCCACAACUUGGGCACCCUCCACCAACACCCCUGAGCUCAGCUCCACCCUCACCACUGAAAUCUCCACCACCCCGGAGCCCACCACCACUGCCACAUCUAUGCCCACACCAGAAAACACGCCCUCGACCACUGGCGCACCCUCCAGCACAUCCAUUGUCACAUCAACCACAGCCAGCGCUGAAAGCUCCACUUCAGCCACCAUGGCCACCACCACCAUGGCUGCUACUACUCCUUCGCCAACCCCAACUGUGGACACAAGCUCACCAACCACGGCUGUGCCAACGUCCACCCCUGCCACCUCGUCGCCAGAGACUAGUCCUGUCACCACCACACCUGAGACAAUGACCAGCCUGGCCAGCACAGCUUCUACGACUAGCUCUGUUGUGAUCACCACACUCACCACAGAAAUCUCCACCACCCCUGAACCCACCACCACUGCCACCUCCACGCCCACGCCAGAAAGCACUCCCAUGAGCACUGACGUGGCCUCCAGCACACCCACGUCCACAUCCACCAUGGCCAGCACUGAAAUCUCCACUUCUGCCACAACAGACAUGACCACGGCCACCACCACCCCUGAACCUACGACCGCCGUGGAGACAACCAAACCGACCACUGCCGUGCCAACAUCCACCCUUGCCACCUCGUCAGCAGCCUCCAGCCCUGACACAACCACACCCGAGCGCACCACCAGCACGGCCAGCACGGCUUCCACAACUUGGGCACCCUCCACCAACACCCCUGAGCUCAGCUCCACCCUCACCACUGAAAUCUCCACCACCCCUGAGCCCACCACCACUGCCACAUCUAUGUCAACACUCGAAAGCACGCCCUCGACCACUGGCGCACCCUCCAGCACACCCAUGCCCUCAUCCACCACGGCCAGCACUGAAAGCUCCACUUCAGCCACCAUGGCCACCACAAUGGCCACCACCACUCCUCCUUCCACGACAACUCUUGACACCUCCUCGCCAACCACGGCCGUGCCAACGUCCACCCCUGCCACCUCGUCGCCAGAGACCAGCCCUGUCACCACCACACCUGAGACAACGACCAGCCUGGCCAGCACAGCUUCUACGAUUAGCUCUGUUGUGAUCACCACACUCACCACAGAAAUCUCCACCACCCCUGAGCCCACCACCCCUGAAACAUCUAUGUCCACACUCGAAAGCACGCCCUCGACCACUGGCACACCCUCCAGCACACCCUUCGUCACAUCAACCACGGCCAGCACUGAAAGCUCCACUUCAGACACCACUGCCACCACAAUGGCCACCACCACUCCUCCUUCCACGACAACUCUUGACACCUCCUCGCCAACCACUGCCGUGCCAACGUCCACCCCUGCCACCUCGUCGCCAGAGACCAGCCCUGUCACCACCACACCUGAGACAACGACCAGCCUGGCCAGCACAGCUUCUACGACUAGCUCUGUUGUGAUCACCACACUCACCACAGAAAUCUCCACCACCCCUGAACCCACCACCACUGCCACCUCCACGCCCAUGCCAGAAAGCACUCCCAUGAGCACUGACGUGGCCUCCAGCACACCCACAUCCACAUCCACCAUGCCCAGCACCGAAAUCUCCACUUCUGCCACAACAGACAUGACCACGGCCACCACCACCCCUGAACCUACGACCGCUGUGGAGACAACCAAACCGACCACUGCCGUGCCAACAUCCACCCUUGCCACCUCGUCAGCAGCCUCCAGCCCUGACACAACCACACCCGAGCGCACCACCAGCACGGCCAGCACGGCUUCCACAACUUGGGAACCCUCCACCAACACCCCUGAGCUCAGCUCCACCCUCACCACUGAAAUCUCCACCACCCCUGAGCCCACCACCACUGAAACAUCUAUGUCCACACCAGAAAGCACGCCCUCGACCACUGGCGCACCCUCCAGCACAUCCAUUGUCACAUCAACCACGGCUAGCACUGAAAGCUCCACUUCUGCCACCAUGGCCACCACCACCAUGGCUGCUACUACUCCUUCGCCUACCCCAACUGUGGACACAAGCUCACCAACCACUGCCGUGCCAACGUCCACCCCUGCCACCUCGUCACCAGAGACCAGCCUUGUCACCACCACACCUGUUCCUACCACCAGCACAGUUUCCACGACUUUGGCCCCCUCCAGCACCACUCCUGUGUGCCAGCUCCACGCCUGCACCAGCAAGCACUCCCACGACCACUGUGCCCCCGACCACUACGGCCAGCACUACGACAACUUCCACCACAACCACCACCACGGCCACUACCCUGACCACCACCACGUCUUCGCCCACCACCAUGGAGACAGAUGCCAGCAUGUCAGCAUCAUCUGUGAGAAUGAAGGCGUCUGGGAUGGAAUCAAAUGUGUGUGCCAGCUUCCCUUCUACGGACAGCGAUGUGAGAACGUACUGGAGAGCAUUGACUUAGAGCCGCCCCAGGUCGUGUCUGCGACGGUGGAGUUGUCUGUAACGGUGACCAGCGAGACAUACAGCGAGCAGCUGCAGGACCGGUCGUCAGAAGAAUUCAAGAAGUUCAACGAGACGUUCACAGAACAAAUGGUGCAGAUUUACAAAGAUCUCCCUCAGUUUGAAGGGGUCAACAUCACAAGGCUGUCGCCUGGCAGUGUGGUGGUGGAACAUGACGUCAUCCUGAAGGCCAACUACACCACUCAGUACAAGGAAGUGUUCCAGCAGGCCACUGAGACCGUGGAGAAGAUCAUCAAGAACGUGACGGCCGUGCAGAUUAACAACAGCAACAACACCUGCUCCACCCUGCUGUGCUUCAACACCACGGCCACGGUGGUGCAGAACUUCACCAUAGACUACAACCCCGAAGAGGAUUGCAAGCAGAAGGCAGGCUCAGAGUACAGCGACUUCUUCACGGUGGAGUACAAGGACGAGCAGGCGUACUGCAUCUCAGCCUGCGUGCCCGACUUCAACAUCUCCCUGAACUGCAACAUGGGGAAAUGCCAGCUCCAACGCAGUGGCCCCCGCUGCUUAUGCCUGAUGACGGACACGCACUGGUACAGUGGGGACACCUGCGAGUGGGCCACCUCCAAGAGCUUGGUAUACGGGCUGAUGGGGGGGGCAGGCGGCUUGCUGCUCAUCGUCUUCGUGGGGCUGCUGGUGUUCGCCUUCCGUUCCAGGCGGGCCGUCCAAAGGCAGCGGGCCAGAGAGGCCGAGCUGUACCAAUGGCAAGAAGAGGAUGACAGCUCGGGAGCUGGCACCUUCCAAAACGUCUCCUUCGGCUUCAACGAAGAGCAAGAAGGCUCCGUUUAUGUGAAUUCCAUCUACAGUAACUUCCAGCCCUCCCUGAACAACGUGGACUCUACCAGAAAGAUCCAAAUCCAAAGGCCAGAGGUGAUAGUGACAUCCUUCUGAGGCAAAGGCAGCGAGGCAGGGAGCCAUGGAGUCUGGGAGUGAGGAAACCCCGGCCAGAGUGAAGCCUGGAAGAACACCUCCCCGCCCAGAGCAACUCACAG
Ochotona princeps (American pika) is the source of this 12164-nucleotide messenger RNA. Its product is annotated as mucin-2. Bases 1 to 12063 code for a protein of 4020 amino acids. The record is from RefSeq and is a predicted model, not a curated record. Lineage: Eukaryota; Metazoa; Chordata; Mammalia; Lagomorpha; Ochotonidae. The transcript has 13 exons.